Molecule: messenger RNA, 1684 nt
Organism: Fukomys damarensis (Damara mole-rat)
Lineage: Eukaryota; Metazoa; Chordata; Mammalia; Rodentia; Bathyergidae
Gene: Commd9
Product: COMM domain containing 9
Exons: 6
Coding region: 18-614 (198 amino acids)
Source: RefSeq, a predicted model, not a curated record
CACGUGACUCCGGGAAGAUGGCCGCCGUAACAGCCAAGCACUUUGCAGCACUGCAGAGCCUGCUGAAGGCUUCCUCGAAAGAUGUUGUCAGACAGCUGUGUCAAGAGAGCUUUUCCAGUUCAUCCCUUGGCUCAAAAAAACUCUUGGAUAUGACGUGUUGCAGCUUGUCUGUGACCCAGGAGGAGGCAGAGCACCUACUCCAAGCUCUGCACCGCCUCACCAGGCUGGUGGCCUUCCGAGACCUGUCCUCUGCCGAGGCGGUUCUGGCUCUCUUUCCAGAAACUUUCCACCAAAACCUCAAAAACCUGCUGACGAAAAUCAUCCUAGAACAUGUAUCUGCUUGGAGAACUGAAGCCCAAGCAAAUCAAAUCUCUCUGCCACGCCUAGUUGACCUGGACUGGAGAGUGGAUAUCAAAACCUCCUCGGACAGCAUCAGCCGCAUGGCCAUCCCCACUUGCCUACUCCAGAUGAAGAUCCAAGAAGAUCCCAGUCUUUGUGGGGACAAACCCUCCGUCUCUGCUGUGACCGUGGAGCUGAGCAAAGAAACGCUGGACACUAUGUUAGAUGGACUGGGCCGCAUCCGAGACCAGCUUUCUGCUGUGGCCAAUAAAUGAACCCACCAGCUGCCAGGGCCACCGCCACUUCUGUGUGGCAGUGCCGAAGCACCUUCCCUUGAGGCAGCGGCUGAGCUGUGGGCUGGCAGGGUGGGGGGGUGGGGGGACUUGCUCACAUCCACGAGGCACAGAGAGAUAGGGAGGAAGCAGCUGGACCCUUGCUGUUCUUUUUUCUCUUCCUCAAGCUGUUGCACAGAAGCCUCUGUGAAAGGCUCCUGAGUGCGGCCUGCUCACUGCCAUGCGGUGUAGGGAGCACAUGCAACAUCAGCUGCCUCAGUAUGGGGGAGAUUCAGGCCCACACUGUGGAACUUGCUUCCUGAGUUCAUUUCCACCAUUAGUUCUGAUGGCUUCAUUUCCAGCUUGGGAACAAAUGGAAGCAAACGAAUGAGGCCAGCAGCAUCUGCCUCUCUGUCAGAAGCCAGGAGAAUCUCACGGAGCUGGGCCACCGCAGUGUGGUUCCCCCAGGGCGUUCCCUUAGCUCUCUCACCCUGCCGGAACAUCUCCCAGCUGAGGAAGUCUGAGCCACUCCUGGGGGAGGAAGCGAGAGUACUGCAGUUGGAAAUAAAUAACAGUUAUGAUUCUGGUCAUGAUUCUUUGCACCUCCGUUGUUGCCUUUGGCCAGUGCUACCUUAUUCUUGAAGAUUCCAACUUCCUGAUUCCCAGCCAAGCCCAUGACCCCUGGUGUGACAUGAAACACGGCAUAGGAACCUUCUUACCACCUUCUGUGCUUGUGCUGGUCAUAUGGAACAGAAAGGAGCAAGGUUGACAGCCUGCAUUGUUACAAGAGUCAUGACUGUAACGAAAGGACACUGUAAGAUCAUCUCUGCUAGGUGCCCCCGUGUGUGAAGACCUUUGCUUCAUCCAGAUCAUCCCGCUGCGAGCAGUUUGCAACCUGCUCUCUGAGCUCUGUUUUGGCAGCUUCUCUAAGGGGUGUACCUGGAGUGGAUGGAGGAGUGGGACCACAGGUUAAGAAUACAGUGUGCACUUGGUGCUCAGGCCACCAGGAUCUAAGGCUGGCUUUGCUUCUUAGGUUCAGUUCUUUCCCACACCUUUUUACUUACUAUUAUUAA